This is a messenger RNA of Onychomys torridus (southern grasshopper mouse), 14275 nucleotides long. RefSeq names its product HYDIN axonemal central pair apparatus protein (gene Hydin). The record is from RefSeq and is a predicted model, not a curated record. Gene Ontology annotation, cellular component: axoneme. NCBI's taxonomy places the organism in Eukaryota, Metazoa, Chordata, Mammalia, Rodentia, Cricetidae. Gene Ontology annotation, biological process: cilium movement; axonemal central apparatus assembly.
GGCGGCGGCGCCAGCAAAAGCGGGCUAUAAAAGAUGCAUCGACUGUGAGACUAAGCCCAGUCUCCGAAGGAAGCGGGGUGAACAAAGGAAAUAUGUGAAAAUGACAAGUAGAAGACUUGAGGAAUCGAUGGGAGCUGUGCAGAGGGGGCUGGCCAAAGUGAUCACAGGAUUGCAGAGCAAAGUCUUGCCUCCCAUGAGCCCAAAGGUGGUCACAGAGGAAGAAGUGAACCGGAUGAUGACACCCUCAGAGUUCCUGAAGGAGAUGUCCCUCACCACAGAGCAGAAACUGGCAAGUACACGGAUUAUAUGCCGGCCACAGAUCAUCGAACUCUUAGAUAUGGGAGAAACAACACAUCAAAAGUAUUCUGGAGUUAACUUGGAUCAGGCCUUAUUCCAGCCCUUUCCAUCAGAAAUCAUAUUCCAGAACUAUUCUCCCUGUGAAGUCUAUGAAGUCCCAUUGGUGUUGAGAAACAACGACAAAAUCCCAAGGAUGGUAAAAGUUGUUGAAGAAAGUUCACCUUACUUUAAAAUCAUCAGCCCCAAAGACAUCGGCCACAAGGUAGCCCCAGGAGUGCCGUCUAUAUUCCGAAUUCUCUUCACUCCAGAGGAGAACAAGGAUUAUGCCCACAUGUUGACCUGUAUUACUGAAAGAGAGAAGUUUAUCGUACCUGUCAAAGCUAGAGGUGCUCGAGCCAUCCUGGACUUUCCUGACGAGCUGAAUUUUUCCACUUCUCCUGUGAAAUACAGCACCCAGAAGGUUCUGCUGGUCCGAAACAUUGGCAACAAAGACUCCGUGUUCCACCUCAAAACUCGCAGGCCUUUCUCUAUAGAGCCAACGGACGGGAUUCUUAACGUGGGGGAGUCCAUGCAGCUGGAAGUGAACUUUGAGCCGCAGAGCGUAGGCAAUCACAAGGGAAAACUGAUCGUGACUUAUGACACCGGUGAAAUGGUAUUUGUAGGUCUCUAUGGAGCUGCCAUAGAUGUGAAUAUAAGACUGGACAAGAAUUCCGUGAUCAUGGAGAAGACCUACAUAUCUCUGGCCAACCAACGGACGAUAACCAUUCAUAAUCGCUCUAAUAUCAUUGCCCAUUUCCAGUGGAAGAUACUUGCUACCCAAGAAGAGGAGGACAAAGAAAAAUACAGGGUCUGUGAUGAUCUGAGCAAAGAGGAAAAGCUUGAAACCGACUUGUUUCUUGAAGAGUGCGUCUUGGAUCCUUUGCUCCGAGAACGCCUUUCAAUUCUCUCCCGCACCUUUGAGAACCAGAGGAAGCUGGUUCUAGGAGACAGCAUGCUCUUUCUGAAUCACAUUUUCACCCUCGAGCCCCUGGAAGGCGAUGUCUGGCCUAACUCAUCAGCUGAAAUCACCGUGUACUUCAACCCCCUAGAGGCCAGGCUCUACCAGCAGACCGUUUACUGUGACAUUUCAGGCCGAGAGAUCCGCUUGCCCCUCCGAAUCAGAGGAGAAGGGAUGGGGCCCAAGAUUCACUUCAACUUCGAAUCGCUGGACAUCGGCAAAGUUUUCAUUGGAUCUGCUCACUGUUAUGAGGCAAUCCUCUCCAACAAAGGCAGCAUCGAUGCCCUGUUCAAUGUGAUCCCUCCCACUUCAGCCUUGGGGGCCUGCUUUGUUUUCAAUCCCAAAGAAGGCAUCAUUGAGCCGAGUGGGGUCCAAGCUGUCCAGAUCUCCUUCAGUUCUGCCAUCCUGGGGCACUUCGAAGAGGAGUUCCUAAUCGAUGUUAAUGGGUCCCCUGAGCCCGUGAAACUGACCAUUCGAGGCUGUGUCAUUGGACCUACAUUCCAUUUUAACAUCCCUGCUUUGCACUUUGGUGAUGUUUCCUAUGGAUUUCCCCAUACUUUGAUGUGUUCCCUCAACAAUACGUCUUUGGUCCCCAUGACCUUCAAAUUACGUGUCCGUGGGGAUGGCGAUGGCCAGCAAAGCAUCCCAAGUUACUCUCAGGAGUCGGACACUAAAAGACGGUCUUGGAUCAAUACAGAAAUAUCCGCAACUAAACCAAAAGAAUUCACCAUCACUCCCAGUAGCGGCACCAUACGUGCCCAGGGGUUCGCUGCCAUCAAGGUGACCUUGUGCUCCAACACUGUGCAGAAAUACGAGCUGGCGCUGGUGGUAGAUGUGGAGGGUAUUGGAGAAGAAGUGCUGGCACUCUUGAUUACAGCCAGGUGUGUUGUGCCCACCCUCCAAUUGGUUACCACAGAGGUGGACUUUGGACGCUGCUUCCUGAAGUACCCCUAUGAGAAGACCAUCCAGCUUGUCAAUCCUGAUGACCUUCCCGGGUGCUAUAAGGUCCUGCCCCAGCUGUAUGAGAAUCCACCGGCUGUACUGCUUUCCAGCCCCGCCCCCUGUGGGGUCAUCUCCCCCCACAGCACUGUGAACAUACCACUAUCGUUGGAGACCCAGGUCACCGGUGAACACAGAUCCACAGUUUACAUCUCUAUCUUUGGGAGCCAAGACACCCCUCUGGCAUGUCAUAUACAGAGUAUUGGAGAAGGCCCGGUUAUCUUCAUACAUCCCACGCAAGUUGAUUUUGGCAAUAUCUACGUCCUGAAGGAUACUUCAAGAAUUCUCCAGCUAUCUAACCAGUCCUUUAUCCCUGCGUUAUUUCGGGCGCGCAUGGCAAAGAAGAAAUCCCUUUGGACGGUCAAACCCAGUAAGGGCAUGGUUCCUGCAGAAGAUGACUUCCCACUGACCCUGACUGCCAACCUGGAUGACAUAGUGACAUUCAAAGACACAGUCAUCCUGGAGGUGGAGCACAGCAACACCUACCGGAUCCCUAUCCAGGCCACAGGGAUUGGUUCCACCAUCGUGUCCGACAAGCCCUUUGCUCCAGAACUCAACCUGGGAGCACAUUUCAGCCUGGACACCCACUACUACCGCUUCAAGCUGACUAACAAAGGACGACGGGUCCAGCAACUGUUCUGGAUGAACGAUGAUUUCCACCCCGAGGAAAAGCAAAGUAAGAAGGAGCCGAUGAAAAAGGGACCUAUUGGUAGCUGUUGCCAGUUCCAGGUCUCCCAGGAACCCACAGAUACAGGGAACCCCGUGUUUCAACUUCACCCCGUCAGGAUGGAGCUGUACCCAGGCCAGACAAUUAAUGUGAUCCUUGAAGGCUAUUCUGCCAUUCCCAGGAGAGUCAAAGAAAAGCUGGUGUGCCAUGCCAUCGUCGGAGCCCAGAAGGGAAAAAGCUUGCUGAUGUCCGUGAACAUCAUCUGUGAAUUUAUAGCACCUCUCAUCCACCUCUCCACCAGGCAGCUCAUCUAUCGACUGGAAAAGAAGCCCAACACCAUUCUGGAACCUGAUUACCAGUCCUUGACUAUAAAGAACAUCACUACCUUGCCUGUAAACAUGCUGCUUACAACAACUGGACCCUUCUUCAUGUGUGAGACUGAUAAAUCCCUGCUGCCCGCAACUCCUAAGCCUAUAAAACUGGAGGUCAAUGAGGAGAAAAGCCUGCUGGUCAAGUUUGACCCCUCCUACAGAAAUGACCUGAACAACUGGGUGGCAGAGGAGAUGCUGUCUAUUAAGUAUGUAGAGCACCCCCAGGUGGACAACCUGUGCUUGCGCGGAGAAGUGCAUUACCCCAACCUCAGCUUCGAGAUGAUGGAGGUGGAUUUCGGCUGCAUCCUGAAUGAUACCGAGGUCAUUCGCUACAUCAACAUCACCAACUGCAGCCCCCUGGUUGUCAAGUUCCAUUGGUUCUUCCUGGUGGACGAUGAUGGAAGUCAGAUAAGGUUUGCACCCUGUAUCAAGCCCUACAGCGCUUUGAUGUCCCAGAUGGAGUCCAUCCCAGCAACCUCCAUUACUGCCAGCUCACCAGCAGCCCCAGUGAUGGUAGAGUCCACUGAGGUGGACUUCAGUGAUUCUAUUAAGACUAUCCUUAUGGAUGAUGAAGUUGGACCUGAAGAAAGAGGAAUCAAAAAGCCCACAGCAUCCACCAUGAUCUCUGAAGCAAUAAAAUACAGUUCCGCAGGAACAGAAAGAAGCCAGAGCCAGGUGGACUACCCAGAAUCCCUGUGGAUCUUCGAACAGGAGGAAAUGCUUUCCAUUGGAAUAGAAGAAGUGUUUGACAUCCUGCCCCUCUAUGGAGUUCUGCGGCCAUACAGUAGCCAUCAGAUAUCAUUUACCUUCUACGGACACUGUGACAUCAUUGCGCGGGCCAAAGCUCUUUGUGAAGUGGAUGGAGGGCCCACCUAUGAGAUAAUCCUGAAGGGAGAGGCUUCCCUGGUCAGCUACUCCUUUGACACUAAGGACAUUAACUAUGGAUUACAGCUGUUUGACCAUGUCACGGAACGAGAAAUCACACUGAAAAACAUUGGGAAAGUUGGCUUUGAGUUCAAGGUUCUGAACAGUAACCGGUCUUCGCCAAAGAACCUGCUCCCUGGAGUACCACUUAUCCUGCCUCUGUCGGGUUUUAUCCACUCAAACAAGGAGCAAGUGUUGAAAGUUUACUACUUGCCUGGAAUACCUGAAGUCUUUCAGAGAAGCUUCCAGAUACAGAUUGCCCACCUGGACCCAGAAAAUAUCACUCUGUACGGAGAGGGCAUCUUUCCCCGGAUCAGCCUUGAUCUGCCCAGGAACCUCCGAGGCAAUGAAAAGUACGAAUACUUCUUGGAGCAAGCAAAGAAAAACAUGGAGAAAGAGUACAAUAAAUAUGAUUCUCUCAAUCACUAUGAGAUGAUAACUGAUGAAAUCCCUGAGGAGGAGACCUCAGAGAUAAGUGCUCAUCUCCAGAUGGAAGUAGAGAGGCUUAUCGUCCAAGACUAUGCCCUGGAACACCAGAAGGCAAUCUCCUCCAGUACCACGGAUGACACCUACUUUAGCCUUCGGAGUCGCCGCAAAAUAGCCAAAGUCCAGCUACCAGAGUACAUCCUGGACUUUGGCUACAUUGUGCUUGGUGAUGUCCGAACCCACAUCAUCAAGAUCACCAACACCAGUCACUUUCCAGUGUCCUUCCAUGCAGAGAAGCAUGUCCUUCAUGACACAGGCUUCAGCACUGAGCUAGACCGUGUAAAGAAUCUGCCCUACUGUGAGACAGAAACAUUUGAAGUGAGAUGCGACCCACAAGGAGCUAAUCUUUCUGUGGGGAAUAAAGAAGUCAUUCUUCCCAUCAAGGUGUAUGGAGGGCCAACUAUUCACCUGUGCCUCCAAGCCACUGUGACCAUUCCAAGUAUGACCCUGUCUUGCCACAAAGUAGAAUUUUCUACAAUUCAAUGUGGACAGUGUAUGGUGGAAACCAUUCAGCUAUCCAACACUCUCCAAGUUCCCUGUGAAUGGUUUGUCCACAUCCCACAGCCUACUAACAAGAUGGAUAAGCACAUACCAAAGUAUUUAAGACGGAAACUACGAGCGGAGAUGAUUCCAAAGUCUCGUAUCUUCGAGAUCCAACCCACUUCUGGAGUCUUGGAUCCUGGUGAGAGGGCCAAUGUGCAAGUGAAAUUCAUGCCCAAAGAAGAGAAGUUGUACAGCCAACCGCUGCUGUUCCAUAUUGGCCAGAGCAGUCAGAGGCUCGUGCUCCUGGCACAGGGCCGAGGCCUGGAGCCACGCCUGGAAUUCAGCCCUUCCGUUCUGGAGCUGGGGCCCCUCCUGCCUUAUGCUUCAGGGGAUGAGGCUGAGGUGACUGUGAGGAACCCCUGCAACUUCCCCAUUGAGUUUUACUCCCUAGAAUUUGACCAGCAGUAUCUCUUAGAAGAGAAGAUCUUGCGACAGCUGAAGGGCUAUGAUUCCUACAACACCCUGCUGCUGCCCCCCCGGAACCCAGGGGAAAAGCUUCCCCAGGAGAUCUACGAUUACUUCAGGGAAGUGAAGAAAUCAAAAGAAGAGCAGAUGAAGGCGAAAUAUCUGGAGAAUCUUCCACAGGAGAACGAUGAGGAUGAGAUGCCAUCAGACCAGGGAACCUCCGCCAGCACAAAGAGGACAUCACUUAGCCGAGGGAUCUCUGCCACAUCCAACAUGGAAGAACGACAUAUUGUGGGUGAAUCCAAGAGCUUCCCAGAUGAGGACGAGGAUGAAGAAAGCCUGGAAAAACUAACCUUCCAAACUGACAAGAUCCAGAGCACAGACAGCCACUCUGCAGAGGAGGUUGGAGAGGUGGAAAGCAACCCAGUAAGCAAGGCAAUUGCACGCCACCUAGGCAUUGACAUUUCUGCAGAAGGCCGCCUGGCCAAGAACCGGAAGGGCAUCGCCAUUAUCAUCCAUGGGACACCCUUGUCAGGAAAGACAGCCAACGCCAUCAGCAUGGCCCGGUACUACAAUGCAGCCUGCUUGAACAUCGAUUCCAUUGUCCUGGAAGCCAUGUCAGACAGUAACAACAUCUCAGGGAUUCGGGCCCGGGAGCUGUGCAUCAGAGCAGCCAUAGAGCAGUCUAUGAGGGAAGCAGAGGAGUCAGCUCAGGAGUCUUCAGUGCUCCAAAAUAUGACAGGACCAGCACGACUAAGUACUGAGAACCUGGGCAAGUUUACCUCAGAACUCACUCUAGGGUCCCAGGAAUUCAAACCUCCAAAGAGUGUUCGAGGGAGCAUGAUGGUUCCCAAAGGCAAGGCGGAUAGCCACUGGUCUGGGUCUCAGAAGCAGCAUCAUCUGCACCAAGCCGAAACACCACAGGUUCCCUCUAGCCCUCUCCUCAUGGGGCCCACUCAGCGCCGGCUCAGUGUCAGCGCCAGUAUCGGAGGUGAGACCGGGCUGAUGAGCUGUGUGCUCCCAGAGGAUCUUCUCGUUCAGAUCCUGGCUGAGCGGAUACAGCUGAGUGACUGCUUCAGAGGCGUGGUGUUCGACAGCCUGGACACGCUCUUUGCUCGGAAUGCACCCUCCGCCCUCCUCUGCCUGCUAAAGGCCAUCGGCAGCCGGGAGCACAUAUAUGUCCUCAACAUGGCUCAGGACUAUGUGGCCAUGAAAGCCCAGGAGAAGGCCAAAAAGGAGCUAGAAGAGCGCAAACACAAGGAGGCUGCUGAGAAGGAGAAGGAGCGUCUCCGCACAUUAGAUGAGGAAGAAUAUGAUGCCCUAACACCAGAAGAGAAAAUCAUGUUUGACCGUGAGGUUCGGCAGGCGCUCCGGGAGAGAAAGAAGAAGGAGCUGGAAAGGCUGGCCAAGGAGAUGCAUGAGAAGAAGCUGCAGCAGGAGCUGGAGCGGCAGAAGGAAGAGGAUGAGCUGAGACGAAGGUUCAAAAAGCCUAAACAGGCCCCCGUGAAGGAGGAGCCACCCCUAAAGAAGUCACAAGCAGCCCCAAACAAGCCGGUUUUCACUGCUGCCAAGUUUGAAAUGAAGAUGGAAGCAAUAGAAAGGAAAAUUUCUGUCAGAGAGCAGCCAGCAAUUGAAGAGUCCUCCAGGAGAAAGAAACACACAACUGACUAUGCAUUUGGAUUUCCUAUUACCCAGGAACAAGAGGACAGUGAGAAAGACUUCCUGAAGGAGAGUGACAAGACGCUGGCACAAAAGUUUAAAGUCUACGACCUGUGUCUGAAGGAUGUCCAAACCAUCCUCACGUACUGGGACCGCAAGCAAGGGCUCCAGCUGCCUCACGCAGGCAUGGAAGAGGUGCCCCAUGAGCCUGAUGACCAGCGCCAGGCUCCAUCAGGUGGUGGUGGGCGCCGGGGCCGCAAGGACCGGGAAAGGGAGCGCUUGGAAAAGGAAAGGGCGGAGAAGGAGCGCCUGGAGAGGGAGAAGGCAGAGAGGGAGCGCCUGGAGAAGCUGCGGGCAUUGGAGGAACGAAGUGACGAAGUGGAAGGGGAAGUGGAAGAGGAACACGAGGGGAAGAAGGACCUGGGGGUGCCCUUUAUCAGCAUCCACACUCCCGACUUCGAAGGCAUAAGCUGGAAGCAAGCCCUGGAGAGUGACAAGCUUCCCAAAGGAGAUCAGAUCCUGGACAUCCUCGGCCUGGGGUCCUCUGGACCACCCAUUCCAGCUCCUGCCUUGUUCUCCAUCCUCUCUUACCCAGCGAAGAGGCAGUCUUUGGUGGCCACUGAGGUCCUGAAGCACUUUGUGUUUGUGAUCCCACCAAAUGAUGACCCCACCCUGCUGGACGAGAAAAAAGAAUUGGAAGGGGACUCCGACCUCUUCCUCAACGCCAUGGUAGCCAAGGCCCAAGAGGAACAGACCUCUUUGACUAAGGGGAACAAGCAGAAACUGAAAGAAAAACCAGAACAACCUCAGAAGGAAACGCAGAAGGAAAAACGUCGACCAAACUAUAACAGGAAAGGCCUCUCCACGGGAACAUCAGGGACCAUUGCCCCAAUGUCUGACAUAGACCAGAACAGCUUUGAUGGGGAACACUCUCAGGAGAAGUUCACCAGGCUAAAUCACUUCCGGUGGAUUGUGCCUCCCAAUGGAGAGGUGGCCUUGAGGGUGCACUUCUCCUCUGUUGAUCUUGGCAACUAUGACCAAACAUUUAAUUUCGAGAUCCUUGGGACCCGCCGCCAGUAUCAGCUCUACUGCCGUGGAGUCUGCACCUACCCGUACAUCUGCAAAGACCCAAGGGUUGUAUUCCCUCAGAGGAAGAAAGACAUGAAGUUAAAUGAAGUCAUCUUUAAGAAGUACAUAAUGAGUCUGGAGAAAUUUUACUUCGGGCCACUGCUUUGUGGAAAGUCAAGAGACAAGUAUAAGUCAUCCUUGUUCCCUGGCAACAUGGAGACCCUGACAAUCCUCAAUGAUUCUCCAAUGGUGGUAGAGGCAUACUUCUGUUUUCAGAAUGAUGUGAAAGCAAGCACCUACUUUCUAGAGCCUGUCAACAUGAUUCUGAAACCCAAUGAAAAGCAGACACUAAAUGUAUGGGCCUACCCUACUGCAAUCGGUGUCUUUGAAGACAGCAUUGUCUGCUGCAUCAAGGAGAACCCAGAGCCAGCUGUCUUUAAGUUACACUGUCAAGGAAUUCGUCCAGAAAUUGAGGUGGAGCCCAGGCAAAUACAUUUUGACCGGCUCUUGCUUCACAGAAGAGAAUCUAAGACAGUAGUUCUCCGCAAUGUCACACCCCUAACUGUGGCCUGGCGGAUCACCAGCAUGGAGCACCUAGGUGACGAUUUCACUGUGUCCGUGAUGCAGGGCAGCAUCCCACCCAAGGGAGAGUUUGGGGUGCAAGUGCACUUCCAGCCCACCAAACCUGUCAACAUCAAGAAGGCCAUUCGGAUUGAGGUUUUGGAUGCAGACAAUCUUGUUGGUGUUGUUCAGAUCGAAAACAUCUUGGUCUUUGCAGAAUCCUAUGAUAUUGCUUUAGACAUCACCUUCCCCAAAGGAGCUGAAGGAGGUCUGGAUUUUGGGACUAUGAGGGUCAUGGAGGAGGCCAAGCAGCCCCUUCAACUGAAGAACCGUGGGAAAUAUGAGAUCGCUUUCAGCUUCUCUGUGGACUCCUUAGGGAUUUUGCCAACAAAUUUAAACUCCAUGAUCUCAGUCCAACCCAAAAGGGGUUCACUGACCUCAGCAGAUAAGCCCACGACCAUCCAGGUGCACUUCCGUGCCAAAAAGGAAGUGAAGAUUGAAUGCCAGCCUGUUCUGCGCUGCCAGAUUAUUGACCCCAGUCUCCCAGAAACUGAAAUCAUUGCCAGCAUCCCAAUUAAAUUUUCUGUGAAUGCAGUGUACUCCAAAUUCACCAUCAGCCCCUCCUCUAUCAUCAACUUUGGGGCUUUGAUCUGCGGUACCAGGAAAACCACCACCUUUACCAUAGAAAACCAAGGCAUAAUCGACUUCAGAUAUGCCCUCUACAGGCUGACAGGGGAGAGUCCGAUUCAUCAAAAGAAGGCAGCCAGCCAUGUAAGACACACAAGAACCCGAGAGAGCGAGAGCUUCUUCAAGCCUGGAGCUACUAAAGCAACCAAGUUCUCAGACACAGUCCAGAAAGACAUGAACAUAGCAAACCAGGCCCGCUUCUCCCAUGGCAUGUUCACUGUAUACCCAGGAUUUGGCUCUAUCCCUUCCGGAGGACAGCAGGUCAUCACUGUGGAGUGUGUGGCUGACCCUGUGGGGAGGUGUGAAGAGUUUCUGGCCAUCGAUAUCUCUGACCGAGACACUAGAGAAAAUCCUGCUGGCAUUCCUUACACUCUCCUUGCUGAAGCAUGUCUGCCAGCCUUUGUGACUGACAACAACGUCUCAAUAUUUGAGGAACACCAGAUCUGUACCAGCCCCAACCUGUACCACAUCCUACAGACCAUACAGAGUGGAGGGCUAUUCGUGGAGGAUGAAAAUAAGUUCAUCUUCUGCAAUGUGCUGGUGGGUCAUCAGGCCAAGGCUCGGUUCAAGAUCAGCAAUGUGGGAAAGAUUGCCUGUGAUAUCAACAUUGUAGUCAAGCCCAUCUCCAACAAGGCAGCCGCCCGCAUCACUGACAUCUUUGAUGUGGAACCCAACAAGAUGUGUAUUGGGAGUCGCUCACAUGCCUUUACCACGGUGCUGUUCACGCCGCAGGCCAUGCAGACCUACCAGUGCAUCUUCGAGGCUACUUUGGAUGGCUUGCCCAGCAACCUGGCCCGGAGCCGAGGCCUUGUGUUUGAUAUUGUUGGUGAGGGGACCCUCCCUCGUGUGACUGUCAUUCGGCCAACUCUAUAUAACCAACAUGGGAACCCCUUGCUCCUGUUCAAGAGGCUUCUGCUUGGCCAUUCAGAGAAACUGCCUCUCAUCCUUAAGAACAACGGCACCAUCCCUGCCCAGCUGCAUGUGGACCUGCGGGACCAACUGGGAGUCUUCUCUCUGAAAGGGAGACCCACCACCUCCUACAUCUACAUCAUGGAGGAAAACAAACCAAAUGAAAAGGUCAAAAAAGCCCACACGGCCUCCCUGGUUGUUUCUCCUGGAGACACAGCUGAAUUCGAUGUCUUUUUCCACUCCAAGAAGCUUGGGAGAAUGACAGGCUCCAUCCACCUGUCCGUGAUCAACAACCAGUAUGAGGAGACCAUGAUCCACCUGGUGGGAGAAAGCUACGAGGAUGACAUCACCUUGGACAACAUCCAUGGGCUGAUAGGUCCCACUAGCCAGGAGGGCUCGCCUAUGUCUGAGGUCAUAGAGAUUGCUGAGGAAACAUCCAUGGAGGACUUGGUGGCAGCUGCCCUGUUGGACCACAUCCAGUUUGGGUACUGCCACAUUGGAAACAACUACACCGUGAGCUUCACCAUCACCAAUCACAGCCAAGUAAAUGUGGUUCGGUUCGAGUGGCCCCUUUUAGCUACCCUGUCUUUCUCCCCACAGGUAGGCCAUCUCCACCCCGGCUGUUCGAAGGACGUGGUGGUGACCCUGAAGUCAGACGUGCCCAUCAGCCUGAAGAAGAUGUAUGUCAAGUGCACGCUGUCCAAGAUCAUGUUCCAGGUCCCUGCAGACCAGGUCCCUGACUGGGAUGACCGCAUGCGCACAGUCAAAUGGGUGGAUGCUCCCCGGAAUACGCCUGGGAACUUGACUACAAAACGAAAAGUGAUAGAAACGGACCCUGAGCCAGCCCACUCAAUGCUAGAAGAAAAUUAUCGAGAGCUACGGAUCCAGAUCAGUGCCAAUGUGGAUUUUGCUUCAUAUCAGUGCAAUACAAGUGACGUGUUCUUUAAGGAAACACUGGUUUACCAGACUCGAGUGUUUGAGUUUGACCUCGUUAACACAGGACAUGUGCAGUUAGAAUUCAACUGGAUCUCAGAAGAUACCUCCAGGGCAGUCAGUUUUGCCAUGCCAGAAAAUCAAGGUUCCAGCCAAAAAGAUCAGCUUAGCCAGGGCACAGGCAGCACCCUGGACAGCGCCUUGGACCACUGGACGGACCAGUGUCCCUCGCCCUUCUCUGUAGACCCCUCCUCAGGCGUUGUGCCUGUAGGGAAGACUCAGAAGCUCAAAGUGAAGUUCUCCCCAAUGGACAUUGGAGAGUUUGAGAGCACCCUGUACUGCCAAAUUCCUAACCUGCCAUCAGGAGAGCAAGGCCCUAUGUUGGUAACAAAAGGGCGAAGCAUCCUGCCCUUCUGCCAUUUUGACCUGAAGGACUCAGACUACAUCAGCGGUCAUCGGCGCAACCCAGAGCUCCGAGGACCAGGUGCUGGGGCUCUAGAUCCAAACACCCGGGUGAUUGAGUUCACCAGUGUGGGUAUAGGAGGAAAGAAUCUCCGGACCUUUACCAUCCUGAACCCGACCAAUAGCACCUACUCUUUCUGCUGGACCUCUGAAGAAACAGAAAGCCUCCAGCACCCUCCAGCCUUUGUGUGCCUUACAGAAAAGGGUGUCAUCCACCCUGAAAAGAAAGCUGAGGUUGUGUUCCAGUUCCUGCCUGCUCACCUGGAUAUCACAGAGGCACUCUGGACUUUCUCUAUCCCAGAGCAUAAUAUCUCAGUCCCCUUCCUGCUGGUGGGCAAAACCACAGACCCCCUCAUAUCUCUUGACAAGUCACAUCUCAACUUCAGCUCUCUCCUCAUUGGUAAGGAGGCCCAGUUCAAAUGGGAUAUCAAGAAACUCAAGCCUCACUUCACCAUCAGCCCUGAAGAAGGCUACAUCACCUCAGGCAUGGAGGUUGCUUUAGAAGUAACCUACCAUCCCACUGAGGUAGGAAAGGAGAGUCUCUAUAAAAACAUUCUCUGCUUCAUCCAAGGAGGAAAUCCUCUGUGCCUCACCCUCUCCGGGAUCUGCGUGGGACCACCUGCUGCAAAAGAGGUGGUGAACUUCAAUUGCCAAGUGCGCUCCAGGCACACACAGACCAUCCUGCUCUCCAACCGUACCAACCAGACCUGGAAUCUGCACCCCAUCUUCGAGGGUGAGCACUGGGAAGGGCCCGAGUUCAUCACCCUGGAGGCCCACCAGCAAAACAAGCCCUAUGAGAUCACCUACAGGCCUCGCACCAUGAAUCUGGAGAACCGCAAACACCAGGGCACUCUCUUUUUCCCCCUCCCGGAUGGGACUGGCUGGCUGUACGCCCUGCACGGAACUGCUGAACUCCCCAGAGCCGUUGCUAAUAUCUACCGCGAAGUUCCAUGUAAGACUCCCUACACUGAGCUCUUGCCGAUCAGCAACUGGCUGAACAAGCCCCAGAGAUUCCGGGUCAUCGUGGAAAUGUUAAAACCAGAGAGGCCAGACCUGAGUGUCACUAUGAAGGGCCUUGAUUACAUUGAUGUACUCUCUGGCUCCAAGAAAGACUACAAGCUGAACUUUUUUUCCCACAAGGAGGGACUAUAUACUGCAAAGGUGAUCUUCCGGAAUGAGGUGACCAGUGAGUUCUUGUACUACACUGUGAGUUUCAGGGUCAUCCCUUCUGGCAUUAUAAAAACCAUCCAGAUGACAACCUCAGUCCGCCAGAAUGCAUCAGCCUCCAUCAAGCUAGAGAAUCCCCUACCCUAUUCUGUGACCUUCUCUACAGAGUGCAAGUUGAAUGAUAUCAGCCUACCUUCCCAGUUCGCUGUGCCUGCAAACUCUGAGGGAACAUUUGCAUUUGAAUUCCAGCCCCUAAAAGCUGGGGAAACCUUUGGAAGACUGAACCUGCACAACAGUGACUUGGGUUACUACCAGUAUGAGCUGGUUCUGAAGGCCUUGCCUGCACCUCCUGAGAAACCUGUCCACUUCCAGACCGUUCUUGGCAGCAGCCAAAGCAUCUUGGCAAAGUUCACCAAUUAUACCCGGCAGAAGACAGAAUACUAUUGCAGGACGGACUGUCCUGACUUCCACACGGAAAGAAUCAUUAACGCAGCCCCAGGAGCCCAGGGUGGCACUGAGGUCAGCGUGGAAGUCUUCUUUGAGCCCAACCACCUGGGUGAGACCAAAGGCAUCCUAACUCUGUCAUCACUCAUAGGUGGUGAAUACAUCAUCCCACUCUUUGGAAUUGCUCUGCCCCCCAAGCCCCAAGGCCCCUUCCUAAUCAGAGCCGGAUACAACAUCAUCAUCCCCUUCAAAAACGUCUUCUUGCAUACAAUGAACUACUCCUUCAUUGUGGAGAACCCAGCCUUCACCAUCCGGGCUGUAGAAUCUGUACGGCCCAAGAAGAUCAACAACAUCACAGUCUUCUUUGAAGGGAACCCAUCAGGCAGUAAGACCCCUAUCACCUCCAAGCUGAUUGUCACCUGCCCUCAGUGUGAAGGUGCCGAAUCUGGAAUCAAAUGGGUUUAUUAUCUGAAGGGGAUCACCCCGUAAGUCACAGCUUCAUCAACCAAUGACAUCUUCUCUGCCCACAAACCAGGUGCCAUGCACCAUCCUAACAAAGAACAGAGAAGAAACGGGAAUUUUCCAAGGACUUUCUUAUAUGUGUUCAAUUGUAGAGGAAACUAUUUCUAUAUUAUGUUUUGCAAAUACAGAUAUGAAAUUUAUGUUCCACAUUAAAAUUUAUAAUGACACACAACA